UACGCCGUCGUCAGCGGAUACGGUGCUGAAGCACAUGGACACUUCAGAUUCUCCACUCAAUGUAGGGCUGCGCGCCAUCACACAGCCUGCAGACGCUUUGUCUCGCCAAUUCACUUUUAAUGCUCUCUUCAUAUCCGGCCCUGCUAAGCGCAACCUCAUGAACCUUUCCUUCCUCGUCAGACCUUCCACAGAUUGUACAUCGCCCUGCAACACAGACGCUGGAUGGACUAUUCAUAUGACCCAGUUUCCCGCGGUGCACAUGGGACCAAGCAUGACUCGUUUCUCUCUCCCAGCUCACAUGAUGUCUACGGAUACUCCCGCAGCUCCAGAUCCAGCGUCCGCCUUGAUGUGCCAGUCGCUGCCAUGAACCGGAACAAGUCCGUCAAUGAACGUGAGCGCCGACCGUAUCAUUAUGAACCAGACCAUCGCUCGCGGUCCUCGAUACGGCGGGAGGAUACGUAUCCGGAGUUUUCGAGGCGGUCGAGGUCAACCCGCCGAACAAAAAGCUGGCCCCCACCGCCGAGCGUAGAGGAUGAAGAUGAGUCUCUUGCAAGGGAACACCCGAGACGCUCUAGCCCAAAGCCUGCAGAUGACGAAGUGUGCAUGCCUGGCACCAUCGAUCAAAAUCCUGUCUUGAUCGACCUUGAAAACCAUGAGCGUCGAUUUAUCCUAGUGCCACAACAUGACGCCAAGGAAGAGACUUCACAGCCAAAGCAGCAGCGUCCACGCAGCGAGCAACUACCAUCCCUACGGAUAGAAGUCGAAGAACCAGAUCUGUUUAGUCGCAGACAGCCAUCUCCUUACGCGUUCUCGAAAUCUCCAGGCUCGGCCGGAAGCAAAGAGUCGGCUAACCCCCUUGAACCAUCCAGCGCCAGUCCCGGUUCUGCAACGACCAUGUCAUUAAAGGACGAGAAUGGAAAAAGAUAUAAGAAUGGAAAUUUUAGUUCAGAUGAGAGUGAGUUGGAAUCCCGUGCUGCAGACCGCUUCCAAGAACGGAAACCAAGGCUCGAUGUACCAUUAACUGGUUCAACCUCAUCGUCGAGCCGACGACCAGAAGUCAAGCGUUUCAACAGCGAUUGCACAAGUCCCACGGACAGCCGAUCGCACCCUCCGACGGAUGGGUCGGGCUUGUGUGAACGUGCUCCGAGGCAACCCAGUUCCGCGCCUACAUCUGACGACGAGAUGUCAUCUCGAGUACCGGGCAAGAGCGCAAGCUUAAAACCUGUGGAUAUUUCAACACAAAUUCCGCUCCGACAGCGUAUUCAUGCAGAGAGCCUGCGUGGCAGCAAACACAGUCUAUAUGAAGCCUCGGAACAAGAGCGCGGAAGCAGAAUGAAUACACCACCAGGCUCUCCAAAAAUUGGGGAAAGGCCUUUGCAGAGUGAUUAUUAUGGUACAUCACGAAGUUCACGUCAAAAAUCGUAUACUGCGCAGGGGUUUGAGUUCAACGACUUCGCCAACGACCCCCCCCGCAGCGUCUCGUACAGCAAUAGUGAGCAAAAUAGUGCGUACGACUAUGACCGUCGUCCUAAUAGUGGCGUUUGGACUGCCACUCCGCAGUCACAAAAUGCUUCAUUCACAAGAUCCAGCACUCUUCAGAAUGAUGCAAGUAUGUCCGCGACAGUUCUUCCAUAUCCGUUGGAUGACCCGAUCGUUCAUAUGCCAAAUCACGAGCAUUUCAUCGAAACGCCAACCUCACCUGCAAUGCCGAAUAAGCCGUAUUUAGAUGCACACAAUGCUGGUGCCUCUAACCUCACUAGUCAAAGCACUGCCAAACGUCCAACGUUUCCAUCUCGGUCCGAGACGACAAGCAGCGUUUCCAGCGCGUCUCGAGAUUCAGACAACGCCAAUACCUCAUUGACUAUGCCGAAGAGUCUGCCCGUGUGUCCGAGGAUGGAAUAUUCGAAGGCUUAUGACGACUGGUACACGCUCAAAGAAGAUUCAUCAUUCGACAUAUGCCCUACUUGCCUAGAGGGGAUAAUCCGCAAAACACCAUUCAGAUCAGAGUUUGUGCCGGCUCGACGAAGGGGCGCAUCUGUGCGCACUCGUUGCGAUUUUGGCUCACCCUGGGUGAGGUUGGCCUGGUUGUUGACCAUCAAAAGGCAACGCAAGGAUCUUGAACUCAUCUAUGCGCUAUCAGCCAUCUCCAGUGUAGAUUCGCCAUGUCCAGAUACGAAGGAGGGAAAUGGUCCUUGGUAUGGCCUACUAAGUACAGAUGGCCAAUUCAUCCCUGGCUUUGCGAUUUGUUCGUGCGAUACGAAGUACAUUGAGGCCUGUUUCCCAUCACUCAUUGGUCUCUUUACUCGCAUUCCGGACAGCCUAUCUGGACGAGACGCCAAUAUUUGUUCCAUGCGCAUUUCUAGUAAGCGAUUUCCAACCUAUCUCGACCUCCUGGAGGAUAUUGAUGAGGAGGCACGUUUUGUACCUUUGGAAUCGGCGAAAAGCCUUCAACGCCUUAUCAGAGUGGUUGGUGCAGAAAUGCCAAAAAAGAAGUGUACUCGAGACAGUCUUUUAUAUGAAGCUACAUGGUAUUACAUGCCACUUCUGCCAGAGUUUACCGUCUGCGAAGAAUGCUUUGAUGAGGUCAUCUGGCCAAGUGUUAAGCAGGGAUCUCAGUUGGCAGAUCGAUUCAACAAAGUCCUAAAGCCGCUACCUGCAGGAGUUGCUGUAGAGGGAGCAAGUUGUCAGGUCUACAGUACACGUAUGCGGCGCGUCUGGGAGCGAGCCGUCAAGUAUGGUGAGAAGGACGGCAUGAUCUACCUGGCGCGGAAGGUUCGGGAACGGAAGGAGGUUGAGGACGAUCUCAGGAGGCAUCAGAAGGAAAUAGCCAGGCUGCUGGACCGAAGCAAGAAGCUUGGAGGACCCACUGCAGCAACAGACAAAGAGCGACUGAAACGCGAGUUGGAGAAUAUUGAACGCGAAUGGGCAGACUGGGAGUGAAAAGAUAGGCUUUGUGAGGUUUGGUCUUCGAGCGUCUCGAACGACUUUUCGUCCGCAGAAAAAUUAUACCCCUAUGCAACCCUGUAGCAGAAAUACAUGAUCCUGAAUGAAUU
This is a messenger RNA of Verruconis gallopava, 3053 nucleotides long. RefSeq lists its product as uncharacterized. The transcript has a single exon. The coding region runs from base 223 to 2940 and encodes 905 amino acids. The record is from RefSeq and is a predicted model, not a curated record. Lineage: Eukaryota; Fungi; Ascomycota; Dothideomycetes; Venturiales; Sympoventuriaceae.